This is a messenger RNA of Naegleria lovaniensis, 1569 nucleotides long. RefSeq lists its product as uncharacterized. The transcript has 3 exons. The record is from RefSeq and is a predicted model, not a curated record. The coding region runs from base 1 to 1569 and encodes 522 amino acids. Lineage: Eukaryota; Heterolobosea; Eutetramitea; Acrasida; Naegleriidae.
AUGGACAACCAAUACAACUUGGUGGAAGAUUGUUGGAUGUGGGGCAGUCAGAGAAGAAUUAUUUCAGGAAACUAUAGAGCUAAUUACAAUGUCUGGAGAAGAGUGGUGGUAAGAGGGGAUGGUUGUGGGCAAACAUACUGUCAAGGAAGUGGUAAUCCUAAUGUUGGUUUUACAGUUUACGAUUCUCAUGACACAACAGUCGAAAAUAUGAUCAUUGUCGAUAGAAUUUUAGCAACGGGAGAUUACCCUGGAGCUGAUUUUGCAGCUGCUCAACACACCAAUGACAUCAAAUGGUACAAUGGUAGAAACAGAUGGCUUGGAUGCAUCACUGUAAAUUGUCCAGAUGUUGGCUUUUACUUGGAACCAGAUUACACCCUCGAUCCAACGUUCUAUCUCAAGAACUGUGUUGCAGUGAACACCAAAGAGACUGGUCUCAAUAUUGCAAGAAAAGCAUCCAAUAUCACUUACGAAAAUGUCAUGGCCAUACGUUGUGAAGGUGACGGCAUUCGUGUGAGCCCUGAACCAGGGGUCGUCAGUGGAGUGGUCAGAAAUGCUGUAUCGUAUGGAUCUGGUCGUUAUGGAAUUAACUCUCAAUUCAAACCAUCCUAUGUAAACGUUUAUGGUAGUGGAGUGUCUCCCUUCCAACAAACAACACCAACCGUGGGAGUCUCAUUGAGUGAUCCAACCACAAGCUCACCAGUGGCAUUGAAAUAUCCAGUUCGAAUUGAAAAAAAUUCAUUCCUCAGUAAGACAGGUUACAACAACGAAGAUAUUGGUGCAAACAUUGUUGUCAAAUAUGGUUUGGAUGGCACUCGAUUUGGAGAUUCUAAUGUAGAGUUGUUGACAGCAAAUAGUUUAUGGCCAUGGCCCAAUGAAGAUCGUAUCAAAGCAGAGAUGUGUGCUAGCACUACAAGAGGAUUUUGUUCGAGUGGCAAACGGUUGGAUGGAGUGAAUGCUGUAACUUUAACUUCCUAUAUUUGGGAAAUUUUAGGAAAUCCAAUUCCUACUGAAAUUUAUCAAAAUUCGAACACUUCUACAACAUGUUUUGGAAUUGACUCUACAUCUGCUCAAGUAUGUUCUGGACAUGGAGUUUGUGUGAGUUUAGAUUCAUGUUCUUGCACGGGUGGUUAUACUGGAAGCAAUUGUGCAACGGCACCUGCCAUUACUUGUUUUGGCAUUGCUCAAGGAAAUGCAAGUGUUUGUUCUGGUCAUGGUAAUUGUGUAGCCAACAAUCAAUGCUCGUGCACGGGUGGGUAUACUGGAAGCAAUUGUGCCACACCACCUUCGAAUGCGAUUAGCUGUUAUGGUAUUGCACAAGGAAAUUCAAGCGUUUGUUCUGGUCAUGGCACAUGCACUGCUCAAGAUCAAUGCAAUUGUAAUUCAGGAUACUCUGGAACGAAAUGUGAAAAUGUCAAUCAACCAAAACCAUCUCCAAUUGUUUCGAAAAGUAUUCGAAAUUUCAAUAGCACUACCAGGAAUGAUUCGAGUGCGUUGUUUGAGGGAAACAAAGUUGUGACAUGGGGAUGGAUGAUUCUUGUGGUGUUCAUGUUUGUGGAAUGGUGGAUGUAA